AUAAUAUUGAAGUAAGAACAAGAGGUGAAAUUAGGCGGGCUCCAAAACUAAAUUUUAUCACUCCGUGAAAUACAUAAAUGAUAAAAAUAUAAUUCACAUUGAAACACAUUAAUAUGACGCAUAACGCGGUUGUAGACUUAAUAGAUGGCAGUUCCCAAAGUUCUGUUGACGAUGAAAGAAAAGUUGAGUGCAAGGUUGAAAGCACGAUAAUUACACCACAAAAUCGUCCCCAACGAAAAGUAACUAAGAAGGCUGCAACAACAAUUGGUAAAAGAGCAUUGCAGCCCAUAGAAGAAACAAAAGUGGACAUCACUCAAGUAACAGUUAUUCCCGAUAAUAUAAAAACUACAACGAAGAAAAGGACUACAAAAUUCAAAGACCCACCUGCAAGUCAAUUGCGUAUUGAUAGUUAUUUCAAGAGUUGCUCUAAAUCAUACAAAAUUGAAACUCCUUCAGUAAAGGAGGAGAAGUUGUUUUUAACGGCGCCUGGAAUCAAAAUAACUAAAACUUCCCAAAAAGUUCGUACAGUCAGAAAUAAGAAAAUUAAAGGUCGAAAACGUUUAUUCAUAGAGGAAGACGAUAGCAGCUCAACAACGGUUUCAACACCCAGUGGCUUCUCAGGUAUGAUGUCAACUUCAGAAACAACCGAUCCCAAACGCUCUACCACUGCGAUUAGUACUUCCAAGAAAAUCGAUGCUUCAAAAACAGCCGAUACUUCAAAAAGAACUGCUAUCAAACGCUCUUCUUCUACGAAUGCCAGUCGUAGCUCUACCAAACCGACCAAAAGAAAAACAAAGCCUUAUUCAUAUGAGGAAUUAAUAGAUUUAUGUUCUGAUGACGACUUAGCUGCUUGCUCAGUUACUAAGAAAGCAUUUGUGGCAUCCGGUGAACGAAAUAAGUCUGCUGAUAAGGAAAUGUUUGCCGAUACAUGUGAGAUUCCUCGUUUAGUUGGUGAUUGUAUUAAAAACGACAUGCCCUUUGCAGCAAUGGUGUCUAUACCAAUACAGGAAAUAUGCGAUAAAAACACCACAACGAAUUUGAAAGAGGAUGUAGUUUACCACAGAGAUUCGCAUUCGUCAACUUGUUCGACUAGUAAGACAUUGUUGCAAACAAAAGUAAAUACACCACAUCAAAAGUGUACUGACUGCAAUUUGGAUAUAAAAACAGAAGAAAAUGGGAGACUCAUUAACACAGACCAGACGUCUUCAAAGUCGUUAGUAGAAAUUAGUAUAGUUGCAUCUGAACAAAUAGAAGUUAAGCAAGAACCAGAAGAACUUGUUGCUUCGACAUCCUUAUCAAACCAAACUAAAGAAAUAAAUAAUUUAAAGUUAACUAAUAAGAAAGCUUGUUCAAACACUAUUAUAAUUGACGAAAAAAAUGAUUUACAAAUAUCGCAUACUGAGACACCUUCCACUAGUAAAAGCAAACGAGUUCGGAAAUUCCGCGUUUGUCCGCCCUAUAAAAAAGUAGCUGGUACUACUUUUGCGGUUGAUGCUUUCCAGUAUGGACAGAUUAGUGGCAUUACACACUAUUUCCUUACACAUUUUCAUGCGGACCACUAUCAAGGUUUGACGCGCAAAUUCGAAAUGCCAUUGUAUGUGAGCCCAAUAACUGCGAAUUUGGUGCGCGCGUUGAUAUCAGUGGAAAAUAAGUAUAUAAACGAAAUAGAACUGAACAAACCUGUGAUGAUAAAUGAUGUUGAAGUCACUGCAAUCGAUGCAAAUCACUGUCCAGGUGCUGUUAUGUUUAUAUUUAAAUUGUCCACCGGCCGAUGUAUUUUACAUACUGGCGACUUUCGUGCCUCGCCUGACAUGGAGUCCGAGCCGACGUUCUGGAAUAAUGACAUUGAUACAAUAUAUCUGGACACCACAUAUAUAGCGCAUAAACACAAUUUUGCUUCACAGUAUGAAAGUAUCGAUCGCGCUAAGAGAAUAAUAAGAGAAUUCCACGAAAAGCGUCCAACAACACGUGUUUUGUAUGUUUGCGGCUCAUAUGUGAUUGGAAAAGAGCGUUUUUGGACUAAUAUAGCGCAAGAGUUUAAUUUGAAAGUAUGGACAGAGAAGAAUCGUUUGAAAGCUUUGCAAUCAAUGGAUUUAGAUGAAGUGCGUGAUUUGCUGUCUGAUGAUCCAAAUAAAGCAGAAAUGCAUGUGAUAUCGAUUGCCAAAGUCAGCUAUCAGUCGCUGGUCGAUUACUUUCGACCAUUUAAACAGCAAUACGAUGCUAUGCUGGCAUUUCGACCAUCCGGCUGGGAGAAGAAUAGCAAACCACAACUGCGUGGUGAAAUAAAUAUCGUAGGCAUUGAGUACUCUGAACACUCGAGUCAUGCGGAGUUGGAACGAUUUGUAACAUAUCUAAAGCCCCGUGAGGUGAUCAGUACUGUGCCCGUGCGACAGGGUAAUCCAUGCAUUACACCGAAGAUACCAGAGAAGUGGUACAAAUAUGAUAACCUUAAAAAGAGGCAACGCAAUUUCCAGCCCUCGAUCACCAGUUUUUUGAAAAUGCGUCCACGUCAGCUAGUACAAAACGCCGCUACCAAACGCACCACGAACUGUCUAACACCUACGAAAUCGCCAGAUUAUUAUAUGCCCAAUGAAAUAUCGCAACUGAGUGUACGUGCCAUGGCCACAUGCAUAGAGGUGCAACGAGAUAACAAGUACCAGGCGACUUCUCAGAAAGUACCGGCGGUAGUAACUCUAUUUCCUGAGUCAGAAGCUUUAGAAGAUUGGAUGUUCUAGUUAAACGUGAGAUUUAUCUCAUUCCUGUGCUGUGGUACUGCUUUAAAAGAAAAAAGAAACUUUGUCAAUAGGUUAAGGUAAUUUUAGCUUAAAGUUCAAUUUUUAUAUGAAGAUUUCUUUAUGAAAUUAAAAAAUUAAAAUCUACAUGGUUGAUA
Bactrocera tryoni is the source of this 2890-nucleotide messenger RNA. It is a transcript of the gene Snm1, whose product is annotated as DNA cross-link repair protein PSO2/SNM1. Bases 114 to 2735 code for a protein of 873 amino acids. The record is from RefSeq and is a predicted model, not a curated record. Gene Ontology annotation, molecular function: damaged DNA binding; 5'-3' DNA exonuclease activity. The transcript has 4 exons. NCBI's taxonomy places the organism in Eukaryota, Metazoa, Arthropoda, Insecta, Diptera, Tephritidae. Gene Ontology annotation, biological process: interstrand cross-link repair; protection from non-homologous end joining at telomere; double-strand break repair via nonhomologous end joining.